UGCCAGUUGGGACCCUGGUGGCUGAGGCCAGUGGGUUGGGACGACUACACUUGGCCGCGAUGCACCUCACGUCGUUCGUCUGCCCCAUCUCGCGCGAGGUCAUGCGAGACCCCGUGGUCGCGGGCGACGGCCACUCGUACGAGCGCAGCGAAAUCCUACGCUGGUUUCAGCAGCGGCUGACGAGCCCGGUCACGAACCAGCCUGUCGCGUCGGCGGCGGUCGUGCCCAACCACACGCUCAAGCAAGCCAUCCAGGAAGCCUGCUCCGGAAGAGGCACUGUAAGCAAUAGCCUUCGGCGGCCGUCCGAAACGCUGCCGGAAGAUGGCUACUUUGUCUACCAGCUUCUCGAGCCGAUCCACUUGUGCUUGCAGCCGCGCAUUCCAGCGCACACGGAGCGCGCCAUGCUGCCGAACGGCGCGCCUCAAAUCUUGCCGCCGGGGCAGCUGGUCGUCGUCAACCGGCGCGAGUAUGGCGCCGACAAUGUCAUCUUUUUGCGGCUGCUCGGCUUUGGCAGUGGCGAGCCGCGCUACGUCUACGAGGCGCGCCACGGCGUGGUCAUGGCCACGCGCGUCGACGUCGCGCGCGGCGUCCAGGUGUACAAGGUGCUGCAGCCGACGCGCGUCUCGGCGCAGCCGACCGCAAGUACCGUCGGCGACGUUCUCGCCGUCGGCACGGUCGUUUCGACGGACCUCGUGGUCAGACCAGCGAGCGGGCCAGCGUUUGCGCGGCUCGAGCGCACGACCAAGUGGGUGCGUCUCGCGCAGCUGCAGCAGCUCCCGCUGACCACGGGCCGGUACAUUCUCAAGCUCGAUGCGACGACGAAGGUGUCGACCAACGCCUUGGCGCGCGUGGGCGGGAUCGUCGAGACAAUGGAGGCGCGCGCGGUGGUAGCCUGCCAGAGCUACGCCAUUGACGACGCUCGCAACACGGUGCAUGUGCGGGUCGCGAAGGGCUGGUUCUCGGUGCCACGAAGCGACUUGUAUACGUCGCGGCCGCCGCGGCUCGCCACCGAGCCCGCGGGCCAGAAGGCGCUGCUUGUGCUGCAAGGCGAGUACUACCUGCUCGUGCUCAACGAAGCCCAGUGGGACGGCUCGUUCACGCAGCGCAUCGUGCGGCACCUGCCGGACGACAUGGACCGUCAGAUCGACAACUGCAUUGCAAAAGGCCGGCACGUGACGCACGCGGCCCUCGGCCCGAAGGACGAGUGGUACAUUAGCGGCUCCAAGCCCGACGGGUCCGGCGCCCACUGCUGGUCCAAGCGCACGUCGGCGUUCUUCCAGUCGCAAAUGGCCCCGAACGCGACGGUGGCCUUUGGCGAGCACGGCGCGUUCCUCAUGGCCUUUCCUGGCGGCGCCGCCGCCUCGGACAAGGUCCCCGACACCUUCCACGCCCAGCUCUGCAGAGGCCACCGCCUCAUUUCGCUCGGUUUCCGUCCGCAACGAUACAGCGUCGAUGGCAUCUUUGUCCUCACGAGCGCCGGGCUCACGCACCGAGGGAUGCCCGACUGGCUUGUCGAGCAGGUCGAGCUCGGUGCCGUGCGCGGCUCUGGGAAACUCUGCGGCGUGGUGCUGGCUCAAGACUACUGGGCUCUUCUGCGCGAGCACAACUUCGAGUCGGACGCGCCAACCGCCGUGGAGAAGGCGCUGCGUGCGUUUUACGACCGACAUCGCAACAUGCAAGCCGCCCGAGCGCGGCUCUUGAGCUACUAUGACCGGGUCGCGCGAGGCGCAGACUAUGUUUAUAUUGGGCCCGUGUCGGCGCCGGCCGACACGAGCGAUGAUGACGAUCGGUCCGAGCCUCCAUCGUCGCCUGACGGCCGGUCUGAGCCUCCAUCGUCGCCCGACAGCCGGUCCGAACCUCCAUCGUCGCCCGACGGCCGGUCUGAGCCUCGGUCAUCGUCGGACGAAUCGUCGCGUAGCUCGUCGCCGCGGUCGCCACUGUACCGCCGUCGACGUCUGUACUAACACGAUCGGGAUAUUGUUGCUGUCGAA
Molecule: messenger RNA, 1991 nt
Organism: Saprolegnia parasitica CBS 223.65
Lineage: Eukaryota; Oomycota; Saprolegniomycetes; Saprolegniales; Saprolegniaceae
Exons: 2
Coding region: 60-1964 (634 amino acids)
Biological process (GO): protein ubiquitination
Molecular function (GO): ubiquitin-protein transferase activity
Source: RefSeq, a predicted model, not a curated record